This is a messenger RNA of Ochotona princeps (American pika), 1900 nucleotides long. RefSeq names its product zinc finger CCHC-type containing 3 (gene ZCCHC3). Gene Ontology annotation, molecular function: RNA binding; double-stranded DNA binding; zinc ion binding. The record is from RefSeq and is a predicted model, not a curated record. Lineage: Eukaryota; Metazoa; Chordata; Mammalia; Lagomorpha; Ochotonidae. Bases 252 to 1484 code for a protein of 410 amino acids. Gene Ontology annotation, cellular component: cytoplasm. Gene Ontology annotation, biological process: defense response to virus; detection of virus; cellular response to exogenous dsRNA. The transcript has a single exon.
CUGGGGAUGCGGCGGGCGCGGCGCCCACCCCGCCCGGCAUCUUCCAACGCGCUCGGGGCGGCGCUGACCCCGCCGCGCCGCGAGGAAAUACCUUUCGGGGGGCGGGGAGAAAAGCGUCAGAUUUUUUAAAAAGCAGAAAAAAAAAAAAAAAAAAAAAAGCCCAAACCCUCGUCAGCCCUGGGCGGGCGGGCGCUCGCGAUGGGCGCCCUUCGGCUGCGGGAGUGAGUGGAGAAUGCUGGGAAGGAGGUAAAAUGGCCACCGGCGGCGGCGGCAGCAGCGCGGAAGAGGAGAGGAAGCGGGGAAGGCCCCAGCUCCUGCCUCUGGCGCGGCCAGCGGCGGCCCGAGGUGAGGAAGCCGAGGGCGGCCGCGAGAAGCUGGGCUGGGCCCAGGUGGUGAAGAACCUGGCCGAGAAAAAAGGCGAGUUCCGCGAUUCUCGGCCGCCGCGGCGGGAGGAAGAAGGCGGCGCCUGCAGCGCGGAUGGCGGGCUCAGCGCCCCCGCAGGCCUGGCGGUACCGAGCCUCGGCGACUUCCCCCCGGCCGGCCGCGGCGACCCCAAAGGCCACCGAAGAGACCCGUCCGGAGAGGCGGUAGACCCCCGCAAGAAAAAAGCGGGCGCCGCCGAGGCGGGCAGGAGGAAGAAAGCCGAGACGGCGGCGGCGAUCAUGGCGACCCCGGCGAGGCUCGGCGCGGCCGAGGACGACGCGGAGCCAUCGGUCCAGGAGGAACAGGCGGCGGCGACUGGGGGCUCGGGCAAGGGUCGCUUUCUGGUGCGUAUCUGUUUCCAGGGAGACGAAGGCGCCUGCCCGACCCGGGACUUUGUGGUGGGCGCUCUCAUCCUGCGUUCCAUCGGCAUGGACCCGAGCGACAUCUUCGCGGUCAUUCAGAUCCCGGGCAGCCGCGAGUUCGACGUGAGUUUCCGCUCGGCGGAGAAGCUGGCCCUGUUCCUCCGCGUGUACGAGGAGAAGCGCGAGCAGGAGGACUGCUGGGAGAACUUUGUGGUGCUGGGGCGGAGCAAGUCCAGCCUGAAGACGCUCUUCAUCCUCUUCCGGAACGAGACGGUGGACGUGGAGGACAUCGUGACCUGGCUCAAGCGCCACUGCGACGUGCUGGCCGUGCCCGUGAAAGUGACCGAUAGGUUUGGGAUCUGGACCGGGGAAUACAAGUGCGAGAUCGAGCUGCGCCAGGGGGAGGGCGGUGUUAGGCACCUGCCGGGGGCUUUCUUUCUUGGGGCUGAGCGGGGUUACAGCUGGUACAAGGGGCAGCCCAAGACGUGCUUUAAAUGUGGUUCCCGGACCCACAUGAGCGGCAACUGCACGCAAGACAGGUGCUUCAGGUGUGGGGAGGAGGGGCACCUGAGCCCUUACUGCCGAAGGGGCAUCGUAUGCAACCUCUGUGGGAAGCGGGGACACGCGUUUGCCCAGUGUCCCAAAGCAGUUCACAAUUCGGUGGCUGCAGCGCAGCUCACUGGCGUGGCCGGGCACUGAACGCCCGCCUGUCGGUCCGCCCGCCCGCCCGCCCUCGUGAACACUAAAGCCAGCUUACCCCACCCCUCUUAAGUGCCAAAACCCUUUUUUCAAACCGUUUUUUAUCGUUUUUGAAGGAGAUAUUUUAAAAACCUACAAGAGUCAUCUCUAUGCCUUCUUAAUGCCGAGUUUGCUGCAUUUGCGGAGCUGUUGAGUUGGUGACUUCCGUCAUCAGCAGGCACUACAGAAAGUUGUUGGAGGAGCAGCGUGCAGACACGGUUGUCCCCUCCCUCGUUUUUUGAAAUUUUAUUUUCGUUUUUGUAUCUCGGGUUUCCUUUAUUAUUUUUUUAUUAUUUUUUUUUUUGUACCAAACUGCCCGGGCCUUGUCUUCUCCCCCAAUUUUUUUCACCCUUUGGGCUGCCAGGCCCCACACUGGG